Molecule: messenger RNA, 1644 nt
Organism: Anopheles cruzii
Lineage: Eukaryota; Metazoa; Arthropoda; Insecta; Diptera; Culicidae
Exons: 2
Coding region: 21-1637 (538 amino acids)
Biological process (GO): fatty-acyl-CoA biosynthetic process; long-chain fatty acid metabolic process
Molecular function (GO): long-chain fatty acid-CoA ligase activity
Source: RefSeq, a predicted model, not a curated record
GCGGCGCAGUGAGGCGAACCAUGAGCGUUAACGAGAAGUACGUGUUCUACGGCGGAGAGUUGGAAGAGCCGAUCGAAGGUGGCUGUCGAUCGCUGGGAGAACUGAUCAUCAAACGGCUGAAGGAGAAUGGCGACGAUGUAGCCUUCAUCGAUGGUCUCACGGAUGAGCAAUUCACGUACGCCGACGUACUGGAGCGUUCGGUCCGGCUGGCAAACCGCUUCCACCGGCUGGGCUUAAAGAAAGACACGGUGGUGGCGGUGAUGUGCGAAAACCGUAUCGAGCUACCGAUCGUAACGUUUGCGGCGACCUACCUACGCGCGAUCCCGAUCCUGCUGAACCCUGCCUACACCGCCACCGAACUGGCCCACGUACUGAAGCAAACGCAACCGCGGGCCAUUUUUGCGUCCCCUCUCGCGAUGGCCACACUGCAGCCGCUGCUGAAGACGGUGCCCUCGCUAAAGCUGACCGUUCUGUUCGGUGACAAGAAACCGAACGCUCACGUAACGCUGUUCCGGGAGCUGUUCGAUCGCAACCGAGCCCAGUUCAUCACCUUCACGCCACAGCCGGUGAAACUGCGAGAGCAGGUCGGCCUGAUGGUGCUAUCGUCCGGCACGACCGGUCUACCGAAGGCAGUCCAGCUGACACACUACAACGUGAUGUGCGUGAUGGCGUAUAUGCGCGAAGGGGCCAAAAUGUUUCCGAUCGAGCAGAUUGCCCUCGGUCUGCUGCCGUUCUUCCACGCGUACGGCUACAUGGUGGUGCUACACUCGCUGAUGAACCAACGGAAGAUAGUUUCGCUGCCCAAAUUCGAACCCACGCUGUUCCUGUCCACCAUCCAAAAGUACCGCGUAACGGUGGCUUCGCUGGCCCCACCGCUGCUGGUGUUCCUUGCCAAACAUCCGCUGGUCGACAAGUAUGACCUCAGCUCGCUGCUGCUGAUCGGCUGCGGGGCUGCCCCACUCAGCAAGGAGAUCGAACAGGCGGUGCUGAAGCGUCUACCGCACCUGCUGACGAUCAUGGUCGCGUACGGAUUGAGUGAAAGCUCGCUCGGUGUAACGACGCGUAUUAGCGACGAGCACGGUAGCGUCGGCAAGGUGAACAAACUGAGCUGGGUGAAGGUGGUGGACGUGAAGACGGGCCGCACCCUCGGCCCGAACGAGGUCGGUGAAAUCUGCAUCAAGGGACCGCUGAUAAUGAAGGGCUACCUGAACAACGAGAAGGAAACCCGCUCGAUGAUCGACCGGGACGGCUGGCUGCACAGUGGCGAUACCGGCUAUUUCGAUGAGAACGAAAACUUCUACAUCGUCGAUCGCAUCAAGGACCUGCUCAAGUACAAGGGCUUCCAGGUGGCGCCGGCCGAAGUGGAAGCGGUCCUGCUGACGAAUGGCAAGAUACGGGACUGCGCCGUGGUCGGGUUGCCGGAUGCGGCCGCUGGUCAACUGCCGUUCGCGUUCGUGGUGCUGCAACCGGGUGCAACGCUAACCGAGUCCGAGGUGAAGCAGUACGUUGCGGAGCGACUGUCCAAGCAGAAGCAUCUGCACGGUGGCGUGCGGUUCGUGCACGAAAUACCCCGGACGGCUAGUGGUAAAACUCUUCGCCGAGAGCUAACCGCACUGCUGGGCAAGGCAAAGCUUUAAAUCAAUA